Ilex paraguariensis (yerba mate) is the source of this 381-nucleotide messenger RNA. NCBI's taxonomy places the organism in Eukaryota, Viridiplantae, Streptophyta, Magnoliopsida, Aquifoliales, Aquifoliaceae. The record is from the annotation of a GenBank genome assembly.
AUGAUUCUUCUCCUUUUGAGCAGGCUUUCCAUACACAAGCUUCUCAAAGGGGAGAUUUCAGAGGUAGUAGAGGACGUGGCCCUCCUCGUGGAAGAGGAAGAAAUAAUGGAGGAAGUUGUCUUGGUCAGUAAGAUGAAAGUUAGCCAAACAAUGGAGGAAGAGGUCAUGGUAGCAAAGAAUGGCAAUGCCCUUAGCGACGUCAGAGGUGUGCCAAUGGGAUUCUUCAAGCCUAGGCAAAUCAGAGGUAAGAGGAGUGGCGCCCACGGCACUGGCGACACUGUGGGAGGAGAAAGUAGGGGCGCCUAUGGUGCUGGAGAUAAUGCCAUAAAGGGCAAGGUGAGAAGUGGUUUUGGUGUUGUUGGUGACACUGUAGGAGAUUAG